Molecule: messenger RNA, 1412 nt
Organism: Aphis gossypii (cotton aphid)
Lineage: Eukaryota; Metazoa; Arthropoda; Insecta; Hemiptera; Aphididae
Gene: TwdlE
Exons: 3
Coding region: 253-915 (220 amino acids)
Source: RefSeq, a predicted model, not a curated record
AGCGGAUCGUGGACCAAGUGAUAUUCAAUCGCCUACCGAACGAUGUGUCGUGUUACAGUUUUUGAAUAAAACGUGAAUCGUAACUUUUAUAAUUAAUACCAGUCGUUCGAUAAAUCGUUUUGAAAAGUUGUCGCUGUACAAAAAAGCUUAACACAAAAUACUAUUCAUUUUCGAUAUAUUUUUUUUUUUUCAUAAAAACUCGUUAAGACGCGAAGUGUAUUCGCAGAUAACAUCAGUCAAAGGAUUCUCAAGAUGGCAACGUGGUGCUCUGCAGUAAUGGUAUUGCUAGCUGUUGGCCGAGGUCUGGGCCGACCCGAAGCACCGCUCACCGGUUUCGGCGGAGGUGGUGGUGGAUUCCCGGGGCUCACGCUGGACAGCUACGCGGCGCCGAUCAGUGGCGGCAGCAGCAGUGGACCGUACCCUAGUGGCGGCCCACCACCACAAUACGGACCACCGCAACAGGCGCCCGUCAUACACAAGCACGUGUACGUGCACGUUCCACCCCCAGAGCCCACGUACUACGCUCCGAAAAAGCCCGUGCAGCCACCCCCACCACCCCAAAAACACUACAAGAUCGUGUUCAUUAAGGCACCCACACCACCACCGCCCACCGUUCCGGAUAUACCGGCAAUCGCGCCGCCGGCCGAGCAGAAAACGCUCAUCUACGUGCUAGUGAAGAAACCAGACGAAGCGCCAGAGAUCCACAUCCCGACUCCCGCGCCCACGCAGCCAUCCAAACCGGAAGUCUACUUCAUCAGAUACAAGACACAGAAACAAGAAGGCUACCCCAACUCGGUGGCAUCAGAGUACGGAGCCCCUGCGAGUCCGUCUCCAUCGAUUCCGUCGGACACGUACGGCUCCCCAUCACCAUCCACAGGAUACGGCUCGCCCAGCGGUCCGGGAUCACUGUACUGAUGGAAAAAUAAACUGCCACCGAAUCAAGACCAAGACACGACGCUAUGAUAUGAUAUUUAAGUCGUCUAUUAUAUACAUAGUUACUACACGGUCCGAAAAUGAAAAUGAUUAGAUUUUAUUAAACAAGCAAUAUCAAAUAAAAUAAGGGUAUAUUUAUAGGUUAUGCACGCCGACACAUUGCGCAGUUGUACAUUAUAUUGUUGUUAUUAUUAUUAUUAUAUUAAUUAUAUCCGAACGUAGGACGACGAUAAUAACUCGUAUAUAUAUAUAUAUAUAUUAUUAUUAUUAUUAUUAAAUUUAGUGUUGCCAUAAGAGAAAAAAUCUUAGAAUAUGAGAAAAGUCAGUUUCAAUAAUAGGUAAUGUAUAUUUAACGACCUAUUAUUGUUAUUAAAAGAAAAAACAAGAUGAUCCCCAAAAGAUUCCGUCUCGAAAUUUACAUAGUAAUAUAAUAAUAGCCAAUAGAUAUAUUAUUGCAGUCAAUACAUACAACGACCGAC